Rotaria socialis is the source of this 1122-nucleotide messenger RNA. The record is from the annotation of a GenBank genome assembly. NCBI's taxonomy places the organism in Eukaryota, Metazoa, Rotifera, Eurotatoria, Philodinida, Philodinidae.
AUGAGUGCCUCUGCUUCAAGUGAACGGUUUCACACAAUCGUCAUCCGCAAUGAUCUGCCAAAGAUUGAGAAACAAUAUCAAGCUGAAAAGCCCAUGGAUCUACCUGAAGCGAGCUACUGGAUCCAGCACGUCGUUAAUGAUGUCGGCGGUGGUCGCUGGAAUAGUAGUAUGGACUCUAAUCGAUUCAAGAUGCAGCAUAUGAUUUCCAAUGGAGCAUAUACAUCAUCUGCAUAUAGUCAUGCGGUGUUUCAGGCUUAUCUCAGCGCUUAUAAUUCGCAUGAAGACAUCGUCCUCUCGCCAGAUGAUCUAUGGCUCAUGGUAGCAAUUUACUUUGCAAAAUACGUAAAUGCUAAUGCUGAGAAGCUGCGACACCUCUUUGUCAACCACGAAGGAAAGGUCAAAUUAACCAUCGAACAGAUGCAACGUGAACCUGACUGGAACGCAUUUCUUGAGAGCAUGCGCAUCAAAAUAGGUGAAAAUGUCAAGAACGACGUUGUUUCUCUUUUGACUGCCAACUAUUCGACUACUGGCAAGGUCGAAUUGAUGUUGUCCUGUGCUACAAUCAUGAACACUUUCAAAAAUUAUUUUGACUACGGGCUUGUCAUGACGAUGUGUGGCAUUCGCAAAUUACACUUCUUAGGCACACUUGAUGAUUGGUUACUUCUUCGAGACAAGACGAAACAAUUACAAAGUUUUACAAUGCACAACGACGAGUUUUCGACCUAUGUUGAAGGACUCUUACCGGUGUUCAAUCAGUUCAUUAGCACUUAUCAGGGCAAUGUGGACAACAAAUUUUGGGACAAAAUCUUUAAUGUCGAACACGUUGGUGCUGGAUCAGGGAGCCGGACUAUGCUCACAGGAUGGUUUCUUCGACUCUGCUAUGGACUUCAUCAGAAAAAAUCAUGUAAUAUCCAAGAAGUUAAGUUAAAUUCAAUCGUCACUCCGGUUGAGUUCGAAAGCGAAUAUACGAAUGAAAAAAAGACAUGUUAUGUAGUGGGUGGGUUCCAUGGUAUUGAGAGUCGAGAUGGUUGGCACAAACCUGUUAUGUCUUUGGCCAUCGUGGACGAUCUUUCAACGAUCACACAGCGCAAACCACAAUCAGCAAAUGGCCGUUUUUCAUAA